This is a messenger RNA of Thelazia callipaeda (thelaziosis nematode), 336 nucleotides long. The record is from the annotation of a GenBank genome assembly. NCBI's taxonomy places the organism in Eukaryota, Metazoa, Nematoda, Chromadorea, Rhabditida, Thelaziidae.
AUGAUAAGAUUAAAUGAUGGAGUUACAUUGUUUUAUGUGGAAUACUUUGUUCUUAACAUUUGUAAAGUAUUUGUUAAAUUUUUUGAGAUUUAUUGUUUAUCGAAGUCCAACUACUUAGUGUGUGGUUUUUUAAUUUUUUAUUUUAAAUUUGAUAUAUAUGAUGUCAUUCUGCUGUCUGAAAUGAUUCAUUUAUUCGAAAAAGCAGAUUAUGGUAUGCAGUAUAGAGCUCUAAGUCAUACCGGUGCAGUCUUAGGGUCAAUGUCAGAGACAGGUAUACCAAGUUAUGAACCAGUUCUGAGUAAGGAUGAUAAAAUUGGCACAAAUAGAGAUGAAUGA